Asparagus officinalis (garden asparagus) is the source of this 1327-nucleotide messenger RNA. Its product is annotated as O-methyltransferase MdmC-like. Lineage: Eukaryota; Viridiplantae; Streptophyta; Magnoliopsida; Asparagales; Asparagaceae. Gene Ontology annotation, molecular function: O-methyltransferase activity; S-adenosylmethionine-dependent methyltransferase activity. The transcript is spliced from 10 exons. The record is from RefSeq and is a predicted model, not a curated record. The coding region runs from base 186 to 1043 and encodes 285 amino acids.
UACUGUCAAUAAACCCAACCAGAAUCCUGAGUUUGGGUAUCAAAGAAGUAACCGGCUCCCAGAAACGACCCGACCCGUCUUCGGACGGCGGUCGGGUACCCCCAGUUCCAACGUCCUCCUCUUUAGAGCUGAGCUGAGCUGGGCUCCCAAAACCCUCAUCUCCUUAUUUUUAAGCAAAUCGAAAAAUGCCAACCCUCGCUCGUCUCCCAUCAAUUCAAAUCCCAAUUUCUCUCCCUCUCUUCUCUGGAUCCCCAAUCAAUCUCCCCCCUCUCGGCUCUCUCUCCAGAACCUCUCCUCGAUCCCGACCGCUCUGCGCCGCCGCCGCUCCUGCGCCCGUCGUCGCCGCCACUGAUGAGAAAUACGGAAGCAAGCAAGUCGUCAGCCUCACUCCUCAGAUUUACGAUUACGUCUUGUCCAACGUCCGAGAGCCCCAGAUUCUUAGGGAGCUUCGAGAGGAGACGGCGAGCAUGCAAGGGAGCCAGAUGCAGGUGUCUCCCGAUCAGGCCCAACUGUUGGCAAUGCUCGUCCAGGUUCUAGGAGCACAGCGGUGUAUUGAAGUUGGAGUCUAUACUGGGUAUUCAUCAUUGGCUGUUGCACUAGUCCUACCUGAAUCUGGCUGUUUAGUUGCAUGCGAAAGGGAUAGAAGAUGUCUUGAAAUUGCAAAAAAGUAUUACGUGCGAGCUGGCAUCUCCCAUAAGGUGAACAUAAAACAUGCUUUGGCAGUGGAUACUUUAAGAUCUCUAAUUCUGAACGGUGAAGCUUGCAGUUAUGAUUUUGCAUUUGUUGAUGCUGAGAAGCGAAUGUACGAAGAAUAUUUCGAAUUGCUUCUACAAUUGGUAAGGGUUGGGGGUCUGAUUGUGAUGGAUAAUGUCCUAUGGCAUGGAAAAGUUGCUGAUCCUCAAGUGACUGAUCGAAAGACCAUCAGCAUUAGAAACUUCAAUAAGAAACUUCUUGAGGAUAAGCGAGUUAAUAUCAGUAUGGUACCAAUUGGGGACGGCAUGACAAUAUGUCGCAAAGUAUUACACGGUUCUUCAAGAUCCUGACGCUAAUAACAGGCUAUCGGUCUAUCUGUAAGCCAAUAAUCACAAACAAUGGCCCAAUACUAUAGUUUUUGACUAGAUCCCAGGCUGGAUGUAGUGUACAGAAAUGCGAUCGAUGAUCUGGCAGGAAGUGAGUGUGGUAGGUGCCGAAGCCUUCAUGUAGGAACACUUUGUAAUGUAUUUACUAAGCGGCUGAAAGCUUUUAUACCUUUGUCUUCUAGAGGUUUCUUAUUUUUAACUUAAAUGAUGAAGGUUAAGCAAUAUAAUUGUGUAAUUGUAACUCUGCA